AUGCUGACCAUCGAGAGACUUGAGAAGGCUCCGGGUCUCUGGCCCGUAAAGCUGACCCUGUACAUGGUGGCCAGAUUGACCUACCAGAGGCACAGCUCUGACCCUGCUUCCUCCCUGUCUGAAGAUGUUUACCGCGUCCCUGCGAACUCCAGCGUGGACACCUUUGCAGUGUUUAUGGCCAGCAGCGGAACCACAGAGGUCGCAAGUCGGAACAGCCCCGCCACACCACCCAACACCCUUAAUCUCCGUUCCUCCCACAAUGAACUGUUGAAUGCUGAAAUAAAGCACUCCGAAGCCAAGAACAACACACCCCCCAAAUGCAGGAAGAAAUAUGCACUGACUAACAUCCAGGCGGCCAUGGGCCUCUCCGAUCCAGCCGCCCAGCCCCUGCUGGGAAAUGGCUCCGCCAACAUCAAGCUGGUGAAGAAUGGGGAGAACCAGCUCCGCAAGGCUGCUGACCAUGGGCAGCAGGACCCCAACAAGAACAUCAGCCCCACGGCCAGCAUCAACAUAACUUCUGAGAAGUUAGAGGGUAAAGAACGCCCCCCACAGGAGUCCUCAGGCUGUGAGAUAUUACCCUCCCAGCCCAGGAGAACUAAGAGCUUCCUAAAUUACUAUGCAGACCUGGAAACCUCAGCCCGCGAGUUGGAGCAGAACUUGGGCAACCAGCAAGGGCCGGGGGACGAGGAGAAGUCCCAGCCAGGCCGAGGCCCAGCCUCUGCCAUCGCAGGCAAUGGUGAUGCUCUGUUGCAGAAACCCAAUAAGCGCCAGGCCAGCCCUGAAGACGGUCAAGUUGCCACAGUGUCCUCCAGUCCAGAGACCAAAAAAGAUCACCCUAAAACAGGAGCCAAAACCGAUUGUGCACUCCACCGGAUCCAGAACCUAGCACCGAGCGACGAGGAGUCCAGCUGGACCACCUUGUCCCAGGACAGUGCCUCGCCCAGCUCCCCAGAUGAAACAGAUAUAUGGAGUGAUCACUCAUUUCACACCGACCCGGAUUUGCCGCCUGGCUGGAAGAGAAUCAACGACAUCGCUGGAACCUACUAUUGGCACAUCCCCACGGGAACCACUCAGUGGGAGCGGCCUGUCGCCGUCCCAGCUGACGUCCAGGGCUCCAGGAAGGGGUCCCUUAGUUCUGUAACAUCAUCUCCCACCCCAGAGAAUGAGGAUUUGCACGCAGCCACGGUGAACCCGGACCCCAGUUUGAAAGAGUUUGAAGGCGCAACUCUACGCUAUGCAUCUCUGAAACUCAGAAAUGUGCCACAUUCAGACGAUGACGAUUCCUGUAGUAUCAACAGUGACCCGGAAGCCAAGUGUUUCGCCGUGCGCUCCCUGGGGUGGGUGGAGAUGGCCGAGGAGGACCUCGCACCUGGGAAGAGCAGCGUGGCCGUCAACAACUGCAUCCGGCAGCUCUCCUACUGCAAGAACGACAUCCGUGACACAGUUGGCAUCUGGGGAGAGGGGAAGGACAUGUACCUGAUCCUGGAGAAUGACACGCUCAGCCUCGUGGACCCAAUGGACCGGACCGUGCUGCACUCCCAGCCCAUCGUGAGCAUCCGCGUGUGGGGCGUGGGCCGCGACAACGGCCGGGAUUUUGCUUACGUGGCAAGGGACAAAGACACAAGAAUUUUGAAAUGUCAUGUAUUUCGAUGUGACACGCCAGCAAAAGCCAUCGCCACAAGCCUCCACGAAAUCUGUUCCAAGAUCAUGGCCGAGCGAAAGAACGCCAAAGCCCUGGCCUGCAGCUCCUUGCAGGAGAGGACCAAUGCAAACCUGGAUGUCCCUUUGCAAGUAGACUUUCCAACACCAAAGACGGAGCUGGUGCAGAAGUUCCACGUGCAGUACCUGGGAAUGCUGCCUGUAGACAAACCAGUCGGCAUGGACACCCUCAAUAGUGCCAUCGAAAGUCUCAUGACCUCAUCCGACAAGGAGGCUUGGCCGUCGGUGAACAUGAACGUCGCUGAUGCUACUGUGACGGUCAUCAGUGGCAAGAGCGAAGAAGAGAUCUUGGUGGAGUGUCGCGUGCGGUUCCUGUCUUUCAUGGGCGUGGGGAAGGACGUCCACACGUUUGCCUUCAUCAUGGACACGGGCAACCAGCGCUUUGAGUGUCACGUGUUCUGGUGCGAGCCGAACGCCGGAAAUGUGUCCGAGGCGGUGCAGGCUGCCUGCAUGUUGCGGUAUCAGAAGUGCUUGGUAGCCAGGCCGCCUUCCCAGAAAGUGCGGCCACCUCCCCCCCCAGCCGACUCAGUGACCCGGCGAGUCACCACCAAUGUAAAACGAGGGGUCCUAUCCCUCAUUGACACUUUGAAACAGAAGCGCCCCGUCACCGAGACGCCAUAGCUGCUUGGCCCGAGACUGCGCAGCAUCGAGCCGAAGGGCCGGGAGCCACGCUAAGGGGACAGGGCACCACUGGCUUGACCUGCUCCGGGGCUGGUGCUGUGUCCACUGAGAACAGCUCUUUCACCAGUGUUAGACAAGCAUGCCCUCCCAUCUUGCUUGCCGCCAUCCUGUGAACCGGAAAAGAAGCAUGAGGACUUGUUUUUGCCGUCAGAGUCACCUCACGGGCAGUGGAAGGCCCUUUCCUUACUGUAAAUAUCGUGGACGUUGUUUCACGUCACACGCGUCUGGAGCAGAGCACAGCCACGGCCAUUCCCGGGGACCUGCCAUCAGCCGCAUGUCCCCAGAGCGAACGCCGCCUGCCCCUCUAUUAGUUUUACUGUCUUCUGGACUGGCCCUGUCCCAUCGAGGCCACCUUCUCGGUCCUCCAGCACUUUGUCCCGUUGUCCACCUGGGACUAGACUCCAUAGCCGAUAUCACUGAACUGUACAAAUGGGAUGCGUCUUUUAGUUUUUCACGAACUUGAACCUGUUGGUGGAUAAAUUUGGCUGUUGGCAUCGGUCUGGAAGCCGACUGGCAGUUUUCCCAGACGAGCCCUGUGGCACACGGAUGCCAUUUCAAGUCUACAGCUGUUUGUGGGAUGUUGGGGGGAAAACAAAGCAAAACAUUGAUAAGAAA
This is a messenger RNA of Ochotona curzoniae (black-lipped pika), 3015 nucleotides long. RefSeq names its product amyloid beta precursor protein binding family B member 2 (gene APBB2). The coding region runs from base 1 to 2340 and encodes 779 amino acids. Gene Ontology annotation, biological process: regulation of DNA-templated transcription. The record is from RefSeq and is a predicted model, not a curated record. Gene Ontology annotation, cellular component: nucleus; cytoplasm. The transcript is spliced from 14 exons. Lineage: Eukaryota; Metazoa; Chordata; Mammalia; Lagomorpha; Ochotonidae. Gene Ontology annotation, molecular function: amyloid-beta binding; transcription factor binding.